Vicia faba (fava bean) is the source of this 324-nucleotide messenger RNA. Lineage: Eukaryota; Viridiplantae; Streptophyta; Magnoliopsida; Fabales; Fabaceae. The record is from the annotation of a GenBank genome assembly.
AUGGGGGAGAAAGCAACAAAGGAUAAAUCUAGGACUUAUGAAUCAAGUAACAAGCAUAACAAAUACGACAUGAUAUUCAAUGUUGUACCUAUUCAGAUGAUUGUCCCAGUUGAUGGUCCAAAGACAAGAUCUAAGAAUUUUGACUUCAUGAAGAAUAGAACAAUUGAAAAGGUAACUCUCUUUGACAUAGACACAUCUGUGCAUGCUCAUAUUGAUAAGCUCGUUAAUUUUCUGGCUAAUGAAGAUAAUACCACACCUACUAAGAAUAUUGUUGAACCUGCUCAAACCACCAUUGAUUUCCAUGUUGAACCGUCUAGUGAAUAA